CAAUGAGCCCAAUAGGAAUUUCUGAGCGCUAGGCUGCACUUGGCAUCCUCUUCAUCCUAUUUCCCCCACCAUUAAUUCAAAUCGUUUAUGCAUCCUUCAUCGUGCAACAAAGAGAUGGCCAUUUCAAAAAGGAUCUGCUCCGGCUCUCAUAGGCAGGAGCAUGUGGAGAUCUUGUUGUAGCUGGCUGUGUUCUGGGAUCACCGCCACAGUGGACGAUACCGGCAGCUCAUGGCACCAGGCCUACACCAACCCGGGCUUCAGCCCCGCCCCAGAGUCCCCCGACCACCUGUGCAAGGCAUGUGGCGGCCAUUUUGAGGCCAGAGGCAGAAGGCAUGUCUGCGUGGACUGCAAGAAGACCUUCUGUGGCCGCUGCUCGGUGCAGCUGGUGGAGUGCCCGCGCCUGUGCCACACCUGCCGGCGCUUCCAGGGCACGCUGUUCGAGCGGGCGCAGCUGAUGCGGCUGAAGGUGCGCGAGCUGCGCGACUACCUGCACCUGCACGAGGUGCCCACGCAGACCUGCCGCGAGAAGGAGGAGCUGGUGGAGCUGGUCCUGGGCCAGCAGACGCCGCCGCCCAGCAGUAGCAGCAGCAGCAGCAGCGUGGGCGCCACGCUGGUCCUGGGACAGCGGCAUGUGGCGCCUUCCUGCAGCAGUAGCAGCAGCAGCAGCAGUGUAGGCAUGCACGCUCCCAAUCAUCCUCUUCAGCAUCAUUAUCAUCAUCAGCAUCAUCAUCAGCAUCACCCUCAGGCAGCUACAGCCAUGGGGCACGUGUGUGAUGGGGUGGGGGCUGGGCCAGGCUCGGGGGCAGGAGCAGGACCGGGGGCAGCCAUGCAUCACCCACUGGAGGAGUUGGAAUCAGAACAGCUCACGGAGGAGGAAGAUGAAGACGACGAGGAGGAGGAGGAGGAGGAGGAAGAAGAAGAUGAUGAUGAUGAUGGUGAGGAAGAGGGGGAGGAGGAGGAGGAAGAGGAAGAAGAAGAAACAGCAGAAGUGGGACAGGAGGAGGAAGAGGAGGAUGGUGGAGAAGAGGAGGAGGAGGAGGAGGAGGAGGGAGAGGGAGAGGAUGAAGAGGAAGCACUGGCCCCUGGGCACCGCACCUCCCUGUCGGACCUCCGCUGUUUGGAAGACAUCGACGGCCUGAGCGUCAAGCAGCUAAAGGAGAUCCUGUCCCACAACCUGGUCAACUACCAGGACUGCUGUGAGAAGUGGGAGCUGAUGGAGAGGGUCACGCGCCUCUACAACGACCAGAAGGAGCUGCAGAACCUGGUUGCAAAUGCUAAAAUGGAAGCGGAGGCAGAGCCGGACGCCUCCAAAGCAGCAGGAGGAGGAAAUGGAGGAGGCGCAGGCAGCGAUGAGGAGAACCUGUGCCGCAUCUGCAUGGACUCCCCCAUCGACUGUGUUCUGCUGGAGUGCGGCCACAUGGUGACCUGCAGCCGGUGUGGCAAGCGCAUGAGCGAGUGCCCCAUCUGCAGGCAGUUUGUGGUGCGGGCCGUGCACGUCUUCAGGUCCUAGUGCAGGUCAGGUCUUUAGUGCAGCAGGUCUUUGCGGCCAUUUCACACUGCCUCUGUUCGCUGAAGGUCGUGGAAAGUUGUCUUUCCAUGUUGGGUUAUUUUUGCAUACUGUACAUUGUAUGUACAAGAGGAGCCACUUGACUUGAUACCAUGUUUACUGGACUGAACCAGGCAUGCCCCUUGCAAGGUCUUGAUCAUCUUGAAUCCACCACACAUCAACGCCUGAAAGUUCCAUGGAAGUCACAUGGAAGC
Messenger RNA from Engraulis encrasicolus (European anchovy), 1761 nucleotides. RefSeq names its product E3 ubiquitin-protein ligase rififylin-like. NCBI's taxonomy places the organism in Eukaryota, Metazoa, Chordata, Actinopteri, Clupeiformes, Engraulidae. The transcript has 6 exons. The coding region runs from base 161 to 1510 and encodes 449 amino acids. The record is from RefSeq and is a predicted model, not a curated record. Gene Ontology annotation, cellular component: plasma membrane; cytoplasm. Gene Ontology annotation, molecular function: ubiquitin protein ligase activity. Gene Ontology annotation, biological process: proteasome-mediated ubiquitin-dependent protein catabolic process; negative regulation of extrinsic apoptotic signaling pathway via death domain receptors; protein K48-linked ubiquitination.